Messenger RNA from Prunus avium (sweet cherry), 526 nucleotides. Lineage: Eukaryota; Viridiplantae; Streptophyta; Magnoliopsida; Rosales; Rosaceae. The record is from RefSeq and is a predicted model, not a curated record.
AUUGAAACCUUCCAAUAUUAUCAAUCCAAAAUACCUCAACUCACAAUUUUGAACUGAACCAACAUGGCAGGAUAUGGAAAAGUCUUUGUCAUGUCCUGUUGCAGAACAUGGAGUGGAUGAUACAGACUUCCUUCCUAUUGUACCACCAGAGCCAUAUCCAGGAUACUACAAGUUUUUGCGGGAAUGUACCAAACAUAUGACGCCGCCGUGUGCUAAAGAGAUCUUCGCCGGUAUGUUCCGCGAUAAGCCUCUCACCAGAAAUUGUUGCAGACACUUAGUGCAUAUGGGACAUGAUUGUCACAAUGGAUUGGUGAAAUUUCUGCUCCUAAACCCGCGCCUUAAAGAAAAUGCUUCCAAGGCAUAUCCUAAGAGUUUGCAAAUACGGAAAGAGUGUGUCUCAACCGUUGAUGUGGAUUCACCUGCUCCUGCGGAUUAAUCUUCUUCAUUACACUAAAUGAUCUGGUCGUUUGUAUGCAUAAACCUUGAACCUACUAAUUAAUUAAAAUUUUACUAUUUUUCUCAAGUA